AUGGUCAACGAUGGUCAAUGGUCAACGAUGGUCAACGAUGGUCAACGAUGGUCAACGGUCAAUGAUGGCCAAUGGUCAACGAUGGUCAACGAUGGCCAAUGGUCAAUGAUGGUCAAUGAUGGUCAAUGGUUAACGAUGGCCAAUGGUCAAUGGUGGUCAAUGGUCAAUGAUGACCAAUGGUCAACAAUGGUCAAUGAUGACCAAUGGUCAACGAUGGCCAAUGGUCAACGAUGGUCAACAAUGGCCAAUGGUCAACGAUGGUCAACGAUGGUCAAUGGUCAACGAUGGCCAACGGUCAAGAACGAUGGCCAACGAAGCUCCACCUUCCACUGGAGCUUCCAGGAGCUCCUUGGGGUGGAGGAAGAGGAGGAGGAGGAGGUGGGGGAGGAGAUCUCGGACCUGACGGAGCAGCUGGGGGCCGGUCACAAGACCAUCCACGAGCUGGAGAAGGUGCGGAAGCAGCUGGACGCUGAGAAGCUGGAGCUUCAGGCUGCUCUGGAGGAGGCUGAGGCCUCCCUGGAGCACGAGGAGGGGAAGAUCUUGAGGGCCCAGUUGGAGUUCAACCAGGUGAAGGCCGACUACGAGCGCAAACUGGCCGAGAAGGACGAGGAGAUGGAACAGGCCAAGCGCAACCACCUCCGGGUGGUGGACUCUCUCCAGACCUCGUUGGACGCCGAGACCCGCAGCCGCAACGAGGCCCUCAGGCUGAAGAAGAAGAUGGAGGGCGACCUCAACGAGAUGGAGCUCCAGUUGGGUCACGCCAACCGGGUGGCCGCCGAGGCCCAGAAGCAAGUCAAGACCUUGCAGGGCUACCUCAAG
Calidris pugnax (ruff) is the source of this 819-nucleotide messenger RNA. RefSeq names its product myosin-7-like. Gene Ontology annotation, cellular component: myosin complex. The record is from RefSeq and is a predicted model, not a curated record. The annotation marks the transcript as partial. NCBI's taxonomy places the organism in Eukaryota, Metazoa, Chordata, Aves, Charadriiformes, Scolopacidae. The transcript is spliced from 3 exons.